UCAAUAUGAACUGUUAACUAUACACAUAUAGAAAUGACUAUGAAAAUAUCUGUUUUGUAGUGAAAUGUAUUUCUGUUGAGUUUUAGAUUUUUUUUUUUUAAUAUCCUGCGCAGUGCAGUGUCAAGUUGACUGUCAUGAAUACAAACAGGGCGUUCAUAAUGUGUAUGUACUGUAUGUAGACACAUGGACGCUCAGUGUAGGUGAUUUGUUACGAAAUGAUGGCUGCGAAUAUAGAGAGGUUUGUCAGUGAGGGUAAAGGAAAUGGUUUGCGUGCUCUGCGUGAAAUCAAACCCGGUGAUGUGAUCUAUUCCUGCGACCCGUAUGCAUUCUGCAUAGCCAAGAAUUUCUUGAAAACUACCUGCCAAAGUUGUUUUAAGAGAGGUGAAAGUCUAUCGAGAUGUUCUCAAUGUAAGCUGGCACGGUACUGCAAUGUUCAGUGUCAGAAACAAGCAUGGCCCGAUCACAAGAGAGAAUGCAAAUGCCUUCAGCGCCUCCAGCCAAGAAUCCCCGCCGACUCCGUCCGCCUGGUUGCGAGGGUCAUUUUCAAACUACUUAGCCAAUCAAAAAGUGACGAAGAAGAGCUGUUCUCGAUAGCUGAACACCAGUCACAUCUAGUCGACAUGAGCGAGGAGAAGAAGAAAGGCCUGGGGCAUCUCUGCAGGACACUGGAGAUUUAUCUUGGUGAGGAGUACUGCGGUCUAUCUGAGCUUCCGUCCGGCCUCGACCCCAUCAGCCUCUUCGCCAGAGUGACCUGCAACUGUUUCAGCAUCAGUGAUGGAGAGCAGCAGUACGUGGGGGUGGGGCUUUACCCCAGCAUGUCUCUGCUGAACCAUAACUGCCAGCCAAACUGUGUCAUGAUGUUCGAGGGCAAAAGACUUGAGCUGCGAGCUGUUAGGGUCAUCAGACCCUGUGAGGAGCUGACUAUAAGCUACAUCGAUGUCCUCGCACCCACCAAUGAGAGACGUUCACAAUUACAGGAGCAAUUCCACUUCCUGUGUCAGUGCACUCGCUGUACCACUGAGGACAAGGAUUGUGACAUGCUGGCUGGAGAGACGACAGCAUGGACAUCCUUAAGAGACGCCGUCCUUCACCUGGAUCAGCUUCAGUUGGAGCAGCACUGGGAGGAGUUGCUGAAAGAGAGCCAAGCUCUUUUAAACAGAUAUACAGAUGUCAUCCCGGACAGGAACAUCUAUGUACUCAGGCUGCUGGAUCUGGCCAUUGAUGCUUGCAUUAGUCUGGAGGAUUAUGAGACGGCACUGGAGUACGGCAAUAGGGCUCUGGGACCUUACAAAUUGUACUACACCGAUCCUCAUCCCUCCAGAGCGGUGGAGCUGCUGCGGGUGGGGAAGCUGCAGCACUAUCUGGGCCAACUGAAGGAGGCUCAGGAGAGCUUCACACAGGCCUAUGACAUCAUGAAGGUGACCCAUGGGAUGGAGCAUGCCCUGGCUAAUGAGGUGAGGAGAAAACUGAGCGAGUGCCAGGCCGAGCUUGGCGGAGUCUAGGCGGCUGAUGUGUGGCACCGCACAACCCCUGCAUCAUCAUAUGGAGAACGACACCGCCUCAACCUCUCUGCCUUUCCGCUGACACGUUGGCUGUCAAUCAACACGCCGCUAUAUUAGCUCUCAAAUGGAAUGUUUCGGGAUGGUUGUGUCUGCCACCUGCUUUUGAGCUGUUGUGUAUCAAACCAGCUAGUUUAGAAUUCUAUUGAAAAAAAUGAAUAAUUUUUCUCUGCUGCUUCUACUCAGCUUGCCAAAGGGGGAAAAAACAACAUUACUGCCAUGCUUUUUUAUUCCAUUUCCAUAUUUUUAUAUUUUGAAUUUUUUUUUUUUUUUUUUGCAUUAAUGAUGUCCCCCAGAACAGCUGUUCACUUUUAACACUCAAUCCAAAGUAUAGUUUACUAUCCUCCAUAAUUUCAAAAGAUAGUCCUGUUUCUAGGUAUUUUGAGCCAAAAUUAAUGGUUGCCACAGGAAAAAUAUUGCUAAAUCUAAAUAAUAAACUUAAAGAAAGUGUCAGUUUGCAAAUGUGCAAUAUAUGCCUCUAUUGCAAAGUCUGAAUAAUUUGGGUCACUCCAUUUUUGAGUUGCACUUGGUUAUUUUAGUAUUCAUGUACCAUUAUGUUAUUUUUUUAAUUAGCUUUUAUUUACAUAUUUUUAAUUUUUUAUUUCAGUUAAUUUCAGUACUUUAAUUUUUACUUGCCCAAGCAACAUUUCUAUUUUUAUUUUUUUUUUUUUAAGUUUAGGUUUUUCAUUGAAUAUUUCAUAUUUUAUUUUAUUUCAGCUUCAUUUAAGUUACCGGCAAUGAUAUUUAGUAGUUUUAGUUAACAGCGCAGAUUCAAAUAUGACAUUUCAGACUGUCAUUUUAAGAUCUAUGUGCUGGCUACAUUCACACUGCAAGCCUUAGUGAUCAGAUCCGUUUUUUUUUUUUUUUUUUUUGGGCUGUUCUCAUUAUUUUUUCAGAUUAGAGCGAAUGUUGAUCUGGAGUGAUGUAAAAGUCUCGUGAAUUCCGAUAUGACUGUUCAGACUGAGGUCGCAUUUCAAAACCUCAGCUCUGUAUCUGAUUUAGGACCACAUAUGGAAGUGAUCCAAAUCAGAAUCGAAAAGAUCAGAUUUCAUGUGGUUUGUGCUGUUCACACUGUUAUGAAGAAAACAGAUUUGGACCACUUUUGCUUGCAUUCUGAAUGUAGCCAAGAUUUAAACAGAAUUUCAGUAGAAUGUACGGUCUAAUGGAAAAAAAAAUAAAAACUGAAAGUCAAGGAAAUGUUUUAUUUGGGGUGUGUUGUUUGGAAAAAAAACUCCAUUUGCACAUUUACCCAAACUACUGUGAGGUAGUUUCUUUGAUAUAUGGCUUUAGUUUGCUUUUGAUUUGAUUAUCACAUAACCAACUGUUGUGAAAAGCAACAGCUUUUUAGCAAUAACUGUUGUGCUUCAAGAACCCCUCCAAACAACACACACUUCAGAUUUGUGCUUCAGUUUCUCAUCAUUAACUUCAAUCAUCAGAGUUACUCAGGCAAAACGGUCCCAUUCGCUCAGAUUUCAUAAACAUAUUUCAGGAGCUGCUUUGUGUUUUUAAGCUCCUUUUUUACCAUCUGGAAUGUGUUAUUAUUACAGAUCAGUAUUUGAUUUGUAAUGUGGGUCAUUCCUGCUAUUCAGUAAAUUUCCAUGUCCCCAUCAUAUGACUUAAUAUAUUGUACAAAAUGUGAAAUCAAUUUUUAAAAAUAAAAAUCAUAUUAGUUUUCACAGUCA
Molecule: messenger RNA, 3241 nt
Organism: Ctenopharyngodon idella (grass carp)
Lineage: Eukaryota; Metazoa; Chordata; Actinopteri; Cypriniformes; Xenocyprididae
Gene: smyd3
Product: SET and MYND domain containing 3
Exons: 12
Coding region: 216-1502 (428 amino acids)
Cellular component (GO): nucleus
Molecular function (GO): protein binding
Source: RefSeq, a predicted model, not a curated record